CCUCACUCACACAUGAAGUGUUGCAGUGUAAGCAGCGCAGUUUCUGCUUAUCCUAUUGGAACUUCCCCUCCCAUGGCUACUUCACCUCUCUCCGUUCCCCUCAAUGUUAUCAACACUCAUCGUUCCAUUGCCAACCCCUUCGUCCCAGAGGUUGUAAAAGCAGUGGAUGCUUUGCAUUUUGAAUUCAGGGCUGUGGAUAAUUUGGUUGCAUGCAAUACCACCCGGGUCCUUAAAGCUUUCCAGAAUGCUCGAGUUGGAUCCCAUCACUUUGGCGGUUGCACUGGUUAUGGUCAUGAUGAAGCUGGGGGUCGUGGGGCUCUUGAUCAGGCUUUUGCAGAAAUUGUUGGGGCUGAGUCAGCUAUCGUUCGUCCACAGUUCUUUUCAGGUACUCAUGCUAUCACAUGUGCUUUAUUUGCUCUCCUGAGGCCAGGGGAUGAGCUUUUGGCAGUUGCUGGUGCUCCCUAUGACACGCUAGAAGAAGUAAUUGGGAAAAGGGACUCUGGUGGGCUGGGUUCCCUCCAAGAUUUUGGGGUGAAGUACCGAGAAGUUCCACUUGCUGAGGAUGGUGGACUCGACUGGAAUGCACUGAUGAGUGCUGUCAAACCAAAAACAAAAUGUGCGCUCAUACAGCGGUCAUGUGGUUACUCGUGGCGCCGCAGUUUGAGUGUUAAUGACAUAGGAAGGGCAAUAAAAAUAAUCAAGAUGCAAAAUCCCAGCUGCUCAGUCAUGGUGGACAAUUGCUAUGGUGAAUUUGUUGAGAACAUUGAACCUCCCAUGGUGGGUGCAGAUUUGAUUGCAGGCAGCUUGAUCAAGAAUCCUGGUGGAACGAUUGCACCAUGUGGUGGAUACGUUGCCGGGAAGCAAAAAUGGGUUGAAGCAGCUGCAGCCCGUCUUUCUGCUCCAGGACUUGGUGUGGAUUGUGGUUCUACCCCUGGUGAUAUCAUGCGAGCCUUUUUCCAGGGAUUAUUUCUUUCACCUCAAAUGGUUGGGGAAGCUGUCAAGGGCUCCUUCCUGAUUGCUGAAGUUUUGGCAUCUAAAGGCUAUAAAGUGCAGCCACUCCCCCGUGUCCCCCGUUCUGAUACGGUUCAGGCUGUCCAGCUUGGAAGUCGCGACCGUCUCCUAGCUUUCUGCGAGGCUGUUCAGAGAAGCUCUCCAGUAGGCUCAUAUACCAAACCAAUUGCGGGUACGACUCCUGGAUAUGCAUCAGAGGUGAUUUUUGCUGAUGGAACCUUCAUAGAUGGGAGUACUAGUGAGCUUUCAUGUGAUGGACCUCUUAGAGAGCCAUUUGCUGUAUUUUGCCAGGGUGGCACCCAUUGGACUCAAUGGGGACUAGUCCUAGGAGAAGUUUUGAAAUCUUUAUGAUGGAAUAUGAUUUUGAAUCGGUAAGCUUAUACAAAAUAUCAUUCAGUGACAUUCAGAGGAUCACACGAUUCAGAUCAGUACAAUUGUACAAAUACGAUGAUACACUACACGAAUUGUUUGUGCAUAAUUAGAUCACUGUUAUUGCAGAAGGGAACACUCACUAUACUUAUAUAUAUAACUGAUAGAAUUGCUAGCUAGUGUAGUAUUCAACUAGCUGAUCACCAUGUCUCUUCUGUCUGAAGCAAACUUCUUGGUAUCAGACUUUUGAGAUGGAGGCUAGCGUGGGGACGUUGGUAUAUUGGCCGUUGGAUUUACAUAUUAAAAAGUUAGGAGCUACAACAAUUUUAAAGGUAUUAACCAACUUUUACAGUGUGAAGGGAAUGGUAAAUUAAUCUUCUUAAACAGAAAAUAUGUCAAGGGUCCACUCCUUCCAGCAAGUCACAUUGCUAGCCGAACUCUUCCCCUCCUUUCGUAAUUGUUCUCCAUGACCUUACUAAUGUCGAUGAGCUCGUAUUCCACAGUUGAGUUGUUUUCUUUGAGAAUGUAACUUGGCCAAAGGAGAGGACCUCAGACACAACCACAUUGAUCUUCUUUUUUUAAAUAUUAAUCCAAAAUUUACUUUCAGUAAUAGUAAAAGUUAGUUAAUACCCUUAAAAUGUAGCCAUUAAUUUUUUAAUGUGUAAAUUUAAUGUAAGAUAUUUCCUUUUCACCGCGGAAGAUAUGUCAACUCUCCCUAUACUAGCCUCGAUCGGGACUAUAAAGGGGGGCAUUAGUAUAUCCCUGGGAAAAUAGUAAUUGUCGUUG
Messenger RNA from Cajanus cajan (pigeon pea), 2166 nucleotides. RefSeq lists its product as uncharacterized. The record is from RefSeq and is a predicted model, not a curated record. NCBI's taxonomy places the organism in Eukaryota, Viridiplantae, Streptophyta, Magnoliopsida, Fabales, Fabaceae.